Messenger RNA from Dracunculus medinensis (Guinea worm), 171 nucleotides. The record is from the annotation of a GenBank genome assembly. Lineage: Eukaryota; Metazoa; Nematoda; Chromadorea; Rhabditida; Dracunculidae.
AUGGGAAUUGAUGAAAUUGCUAGGUUGGCUGCUGAAGAAGCAAAAAAAGAACAAAGUCGAGCCGAUGGUGCGUUUGGUGGCGGUGGUUCAGCACGACGGCAUCCACUUUCGUCAACAUCAUCCAGAGAAAAAGUUAGCACCAUUUAUUGUUGUUAUUUUCUUUUAUUUUGA